This is a messenger RNA of Ananas comosus (pineapple), 664 nucleotides long. RefSeq names its product universal stress protein PHOS34-like. NCBI's taxonomy places the organism in Eukaryota, Viridiplantae, Streptophyta, Magnoliopsida, Poales, Bromeliaceae. The record is from RefSeq and is a predicted model, not a curated record.
GGCGGAGAACCUGGUGCGCGGCGGCGACCACCUCGUCCUCGUCACCGUCCUCAAGGAGGCGCUCUACGAGGAGGGCGAGAUGCAGCUCUGGGAGGCCACCGGAUCUCCAUUCAUCCCUCUCUCUGAGUUCUCUGACCCUGGUAUUGCGAAGAAGUAUGGAGUGAAGCCCGAUGCUGAAACACUGGAUAUUCUUAACACUCUAGCCAGGCAAAAGGAGGUGGUGGUGGUUAUGAAAAUCUACUGGGGAGAUGCCCGUGAAAAGAUUUGCGAAGCUAUCAAUAACAUUCCCCUGAGCUGCAUUGUUAUGGGAAGCAGAGGGCUCGGCAAGAUAAAGAGGGUUUUGUUGGGCAGCGUAAGUGAUUAUGUGGUGAACAAUGCUCCAUGUCCGGUCACUGUUGUAAAGGGCACCGAUCGCGAAGCCUAACUCAUUUUCCAAGUAUCAAGCUGAGCUUUACUCGUCGACAGGGCUUUGUUUGGCGCUCCUCUUUCCGGUAAAAUAAGAAACUUUUGAGUUCUUGAAUUAUGCUAAAUGAGUGUUCUUUUUCGUAACUUAUGCUUGUAUAUUAUGCGUGUUUUGUUGUGUAGUAUUUGCUCUGCUAUGUGAGAAACAAAUGUUAUGCUAACCGGUUGUUUAUGGUUUAAAUAAAUGGGUUAUUGUCAUAUA